AAUGUGUAACAUGUGAUAUAUUCCAUUUAGCAGUGUGCCAUGAGUAAAUAAGUCUUUUCAGUAAGUACGAUGACUUGCCUGCAAUGUGUGAGUUUCAGUGGUUUGUCCUCGGUCAGGAAAAAACACAUCUUGCCAAUUAUCAAGUCCACGCAAAUUGAUAAAUCAGCUUGAAGACCACAUAUCAAUAAUACGCCAGACAUUUCUUUGCACAGUGUUAGGUAAACGCGCAACAUAAUAACAUGGAGUUAAUGAAAUUUAUUGCAGUUCUCCUGCUCAUAACAGUUACUGAAAUUAAUGCAACAAAGGUUCAGAAUGCAGAGGGAACUGACUCGAGCAAACAAAACUUUAAUCCAUUAGCGAGUUUAGUGCUAAACCAAAACAGCUCAGAGUCAACAAAAGAUUUGGUACGAGUGAAGCGGCAGUACUAUCCAGAUCCUUAUUAUUACGGGAGAGGUCCAUAUUACCCAGUACCAAUACCGAUAUUUGUGGGAGGCCUCGGAUUCGGAGGGUUUGGCAGAGGAUUUAGACGGGGUUUCGGCGGGCGUGGGUUCGGGGGCAGAGGGUUUGGCGGACGAGGGUUUGGCGGAAGAGGGUUUGGUGGAAGAGGGUUUGGCGGUAGAGGGUUUGGAGGAAGAGGUGGAUUUGGAGGCGGUCGCGGGGGCGGGCGGGGUUGAAAUCUAUAAGUAUUGACUUACGAGUUAAACUAAUCAUAGUUACCAUUUUAUAAUAAAGAUUAUCUCUCUAUUUA
Messenger RNA from Leguminivora glycinivorella, 748 nucleotides. Its product is annotated as H/ACA ribonucleoprotein complex subunit 1-like. Bases 240 to 674 code for a protein of 144 amino acids. The record is from RefSeq and is a predicted model, not a curated record. The transcript is spliced from 3 exons. NCBI's taxonomy places the organism in Eukaryota, Metazoa, Arthropoda, Insecta, Lepidoptera, Tortricidae.